AUGUUCGUUCGUCUGAUAAAAUUGUUUUUCUUCCAAUUAAUUCUGAGCGAAACUUUUACAUUUCAUCAAUCGUAUUUUUCCAUAAGUGAAGAUCGUUAUUUAUCCCUCUGGAUUGACACAACAAAAGAAGCACUCCAUUUACAUGGUUAUGACAUAAACGCACAAACUUGGAAUUCUUCAAAUUACGAAGCAUUUUCUAACUUUUCUUUUGCAUCAUCAUACCAGUACACAGACAUUCAUCGUGAAUUAGAUCGAAUAACGAAUAUUAUCGCAAUAAAUGCUUCUCAUAUUGUUUGUCUUGGUAUUAACAAAAAUAAUGAAUAUGAAAUUUUUCUAAUUAAGAUCAUUGUAUAUGUUUAUAGUAGUAUUAUGUUGUAUGAUACUAAAAUCCAAAUCUUAAAUGAACAAAUCAUUGAAAAUGGUGGCGAAGAUUAUAUUCUUGUUUUCGAUCGAAGACUUUCCAAUGAUGUUUACAUCUUUUCAUCAUCUGGAAUAAUUGUUUACAAUUUAGAAACAUAUGAAAUACAAAUUUUCCUCUCAAUUGAUCAUUCAUCUGAUUUACAAUAUUUUCGACAGAGAUUUUUAAAUAUCAUCGUUAUUAAUGAAAAUCAUUUGUUAAUCGCAACUGAACAUUUACCUGUUAAAGAAGAGUAUUGGAGCGGUCCUCGUCUUGUUUAUGUUCGCAUCGAUUUUAAGAAUUCAUCGUUGAAUUUCACAAUACUUGAUUAUAAAACCAUUCAUUUAACUGGAAUCGAAUGUGGUAACAUUGCAGAUAUUUCAAUUUCAAUGUCGAUAAACAUCUUCGGUGAUAUUCUGAUUGGAAUUCCUUCGUGUGAUUGUGUUUUCGUUUUUACUCUCGAUUUCAACAAAAUGAAAUUUGGAAGCAGCGUCAAAAAUAUCUGUCCAGAUGAUCUCGCAGAGGAAUUCGGUCAUUCAGUUCAAUGGAUUCGUGAUAAUAGUCGUUUGUUUGCCGUACUUUCUUUUGAUUGUGUAACGAAUUUCGCGAAAUCAGCAGUUUAUUUUUACGAUUACAAUGAUGAACGAUUGAUUAUUCAAAAUACAUUUCCAAAUAAUCAACAAGAAAUCGUAAAUGAGGGUGGAAUACCUUUUAUCUAUGAAUUAAUAUCUGUUAAAGAGAAUUACUUCGGAAUUGUUAUAUAUUAUAGCAGAGAAGAUUGGUAUUUCUUAUUAAUGCCAUUGGAAAUAGUCGGAGGAUAUUUUAUGAGUGGUUUCAAUCUUGAUUCCGACUAUUCUGAUACGUAUCAAUUAGGUAAAAUCAGUAUUUGUCCAUCUGGAAUGUAUCGAAAUUCCAAUCAAUUGAUUGGACAUUGUUCACAUUGUCCAUCAGGGGAAAAAUCUCCAUCAGAUGGAAAAGCUCAAUGUGAAAAAUGUAAAAAUAUGAAGAAAUGUUUAUCAUUGGGUACGAUUAGUGAAGAAUAUGAAUAUGAAAAUGUGAUUCAAAUUGUAAAUUAUCCAUCAACAUCUGAUUCAAAUUCGUUUGAUGAUAUUAUUUUAUCGAAUAUUUUUCAUUUUCGAUGUCUUUUAUAUUCUCCGAUAUUUUGGAUGUUUAUUAUUUUAUCUGUAAGUUUGAUUUUAUUGAUUUCCAUAAUCAUUGCUUCGUAUUUUCCGUCGACAUUUCGUUAUCGUUUGACAAUUCUUCAAAUCUUUUCUCAAAUUGAUUUAAUCGGUCAAGGUCGUCUUUGGAUUGGUGGAAUCGCCUCAUGUGGAAUAUUCGUAUUGAUCAUCUUUUCGACAUUAUUCAGUAUUGAAUAUCUUCAUUUAUAUCCAAUUGAAAAUUCGAAAUAUUCAUCAUUUUCCUGUGAUUCUCAUGUAUUAAAUGCAAAAUUCCGAAGUGGAUUACAAUUACUUGCUCUUCCAAAAAGUGAUGAAGAACGUCCAAUCUUUGAUUUACUUGAUGAACAACAAUUUACAAUUGUAAUUAAUUUCAUAAAUACAAUAAUUGAUUGUACACCAUCGAUAUUAAAUCUAAAACAGGUAAAUAAUCAUUUCUUUGUCACUCCAUCAUACAAUUGUUCAAGAAAUGAAACGAGCUCAACAUUAACAUUUCAAAUUGAAUCUUUAACACAUUUUGCACACACAAUUAUUGAAAUUGAAUCUGUUUUAUCCAUAUCAACGCUUCAAAUUUGUUUACAAGGUUCGAACAAAACAAUUGAAAAUGGUAAAUACGAAAUUCGAACGUUAUUUGCUUGUCAAUUCUAUUCUGAUGUAAAUCAUACAAUCAGUUCCAUUCCUCAUUUCGAUAUCAUUUUAACAAAAGUGAUUAAUCAAACAGAAGCAUUAGAUGAUUCUCAAACGAGAAAAUAUUCGGGUUUAUGGAUUCCAUUGUUUAAAGGAAAAGACAACGCGAAUAACAAUUCAAUUAGUCGAAUCGGAAUUUUUCAUUGA
Molecule: messenger RNA, 2406 nt
Organism: Adineta ricciae
Lineage: Eukaryota; Metazoa; Rotifera; Eurotatoria; Adinetida; Adinetidae
Source: the annotation of a GenBank genome assembly